Molecule: messenger RNA, 1039 nt
Organism: Sander lucioperca (pikeperch)
Lineage: Eukaryota; Metazoa; Chordata; Actinopteri; Perciformes; Percidae
Product: neoverrucotoxin subunit alpha-like
Exons: 5
Coding region: 1-954 (317 amino acids)
Molecular function (GO): protein binding
Source: RefSeq, a predicted model, not a curated record
AUGAGGAGAGGAAAGCAUGACGAGCUGGCUGACCGUCUGCAGAGCAAAAGUCUUGCUGCAGAUGGUAAGCGUAAACUCAAAUCUAAGAUGCAGGAGAAGUUCCAGCGUGUGUUUGAGGGGGUUGCUGAAGCAGGAAACCCAACCCCUCUGAAUGAGAUGUUCAGAGAGAUCUACCUCAUAAAGGGAGGGACUGCAGAGGAGCUGGAGGAUUCAGGAGUGGAGCUGAUCUCUGUUGGACUGAAGAGUCCACACUGCACACUGGAGACUCUCAGUCUGUCAGGCUGUCUGAUCUCAGAGGAAGGCUGUUCUUCUCUGGUCUCAGCUCUGAGCUCCAACCCCUCCCAUCUGAGAGAGCUGGACCUGAGCUACAAUCAUCCAGGAGACUCAGGAGUGAAGCUAGAACUCACACUGGACACAAACACAGUGAACAGAUACCUCAAACUGUCUGACAACAACAGGAAGGUGACAAAUGUGUUAGGGGAUCAGCCAUAUCCUGAUCAUCCAGAGAGGUUUGACUGCCUUUGGCCUCAGCUGCUGUGUAGAGAUGGUCUGACUGGUCGCUGUUACUGGGAGGUUGAGAGGAAAGGAGAUGUUCAUGUAGCAGUAAGUUACAGAGGAAUCAGGAGGAGAGGACAGACUGCUGACUGUAUGUUUGGAUGUAAUGAUCAGUCCUGGAGUCUGAGGUGCUCUGAUGAUGGUUACUCUGUCAGUCACAAUGACAUACAAACAUCCAUCCCCUCCUCCUCUGUCUCUGGUAGAGUAGCAGUGUAUGUGGACGUUCCUGCUGGCUCUCUGUCCUUCUACUCAGUCUCCUCUGACUCACUGAUCCACCUCCACACCUUCAACACCACAUUCACUGAACCUCUGUAUCCUGGGUUUGGGAUCAGGUUCAGUGCUGGUGCCUCAGUGUCUCUGUGUCCUCUGAAGGACGGAGAGUCUCCUCCUGUCAGAUAAAACUUCUCACUGCUGCGUCAAAAAUGUCAGAGAAACCGCCAAAGCGUUGAAGAAAGCGACAAUGAAAAAGUGACUAAAAUGUCGA